AUGAGGGAACCAAUUGUUCUGUGGAAGUUUUUAGAUCUGGAAGAAGAAUGUUCAGGUGUGAAGCUGAAAGCGCACGUAGAGUUGAUGGCAUCCUCAUCCAAACCUCCUAAAUUGUUUGCUGAUGCGGUGAAUAACGUCUGCGAUAUUCCGGUAAGUCAGCUACCAAAGCCUUGUGUUAAAGGGGGCCGCUUGUCCAUUGUUAUUCCGGAGGAGGAGUAUCUGCUGGGUGUGGAGUCUUGCAAACAUAACCUACACGGUAGGAUUAUCUGGCCUAAGGGAUCCACACCUUUGACAGUUCAAAACCUCAAAACUAAACUUUUGAAUCUUUGGAAAUCUAUUGGGAAAUGGGGCAUUACCUCCCUUGGUAAAGGGUAUUACGAAUUCUCGUUUUCCACUCUUGAAGAUGUCAGGCGUGUAAGGUCCAUUUCAUCAUGGAACUUAAACCUAGGUUUCCUUAAGUUGUCCCCAUGGACAAAGGACUUUAACCCUUCCAUCCUUAAGCAAUCGUCAGCUCAAGUGUGGAUUCGCAUCCAUGGUUUGUCGCAGGAGUACUGGAGGCCGAAAAUCAUCUUUGCAAUUGCAAGUAGUGUGGGGAUUCCACUGUGUACUGAUUCUGCAUCUAAUAGGUGUUGUUUUGAAAGAUCGUUUGGCCACUUUGUUAGAGUCUUAGUGGAUUUGGAUUUGAACUCUGAUAUUCGUUAUAAAGUUUUAGUUGAAAGAUCAGGUUUUGCGUUCUUUGUUGAUCUCGAAUACGAAAACCUUCCGGAGUUUUGUAAACACUGCAAUAGUAUUGGUCACUCUUUGGAAAAAUGUAAACAUCGUGGAGACGAAGGAGAAUCUGGUGCACAGAAACAAAAAGUAGUAGACGAAGCAGAUGCUGGUAAGCCAAAUAACUCUAAGAAACACAACUUUGUUCAGGUUCCUAUUAAUAAUCCGACCAUUAUUAAGUCGGUAGAUCUGUCUCAGAUUCAUACUGCAGUAGAGAAUAGUCAUGACAAAGACAAUCAGAACCAAGUGAACAUUGGUGGUCCUUCGGGUAUUCUGGAAGUUGUUAAUACAGUGGAUGAAGUAGUUGUGGCAGAUGACAUAGAUAAAACCUUGGCUUUGGUCAGUGAGGAGGAAAACAAUUUUGUAGAUGCAGAAUGUAUUGGCAAUACACAAAGGAAUUCAGUUGAAGAAGUCCCUGAAACUAAUCCAGAGCUACAACAGGAUCUGAUGUUUCUCAACGCUUCUUGGAAUAACGUUUUGAACCCCUUGGGGGUAGACGACGACGGCUUUGUGAAAGUGAAGUCUAAAUCCAAGAGAAAGAUGCAGAAAAACAAUGUUUCGAGAGGUAAUUACAAGACAAGGUCUAGGUCUGGUAGUGCGUCUAAUACCCCAUGA
Lathyrus sativus (Indian pea) is the source of this 1383-nucleotide messenger RNA. The record is from the annotation of a GenBank genome assembly. NCBI's taxonomy places the organism in Eukaryota, Viridiplantae, Streptophyta, Magnoliopsida, Fabales, Fabaceae.